This is a messenger RNA of Cavia porcellus (domestic guinea pig), 5649 nucleotides long. RefSeq names its product kelch domain containing 7A (gene Klhdc7a). The record is from RefSeq and is a predicted model, not a curated record. The transcript has a single exon. The coding region runs from base 362 to 2638 and encodes 758 amino acids. NCBI's taxonomy places the organism in Eukaryota, Metazoa, Chordata, Mammalia, Rodentia, Caviidae. Gene Ontology annotation, molecular function: protein binding.
UGAGGUGACUGGUUAAGAGUGUCCUCCUUUUUUAAGUGCAGGCUGGACAUUUGUAACCUCGCCCAGCUGCAGGCCAGUUUGCGGCCUCAGGUGGUUGAUCGCCGGCUGAGCCUCUGGGCAGGUUUCGUCCACCCCCAGGGAAGGAUCCCAGGAGGCUGUCCGCUGAGGUCUGCCAUCCCUGGCCCCAGUGACUACUCUGUGCCAACUCAAAGUCACCUUUGCUCCAACUCUUUUGCUAGCUGGCCCCAGCCAGCCCAGGACGCCCUCCCACUUGGCCCAGCAGGAUCCAGGAACUGGUCCUUAUUGGGCAAUCAUUAAUCGGAUUCUUGACAUUCCGGGGGCCUGGGUCAACGUGAGAAGCAUGCUCCCCAGAGGAGCGGAGGCGCAGGACUGGCAUUUGGACAUGCAGCUGAUGGGCAAGGUGGUGCUGUCCGCUGUUGUGCUGUUCCUGGUGACAGCGGCCUACAGACUGUACAAGUCCAGGCCUGCUCGGGCACUGCAGAAGGGUGGGAACAUCGAGACCAGAAGUGAGAAGGAAGCAGAGGGCUCCAGCCAGCCUGUCCAGAGCGCUUCUCCAGGGACGCUCCAGAGGCGGCCGAAACGUAAGAGAGCCAGCCACGGGGCUGGAGCACCACGGGGCUGCAGCUGGGAGGACCCAGGGGGUCCCUGCGUCCUGGACCCAGGAGCCACUUGCAGAGACGGGAAGCCCUCUAGUAAAGGUGGGCAGUGCUCGGGCUCUGAACAGGAGUCUCUUUGCUGCUGUGGCCAAGAGGCUGGAACAGCUGUUGGCGGUAAGCCCACCCCUCCCUGCAAUUCUUCAGCUGGACUUGCCGCUGCAGUGGACAGCAGCUGUGGGGGUGGCAAGCGUAUUGCAUGGCCAGACGGUAGACCCCCAGAGCAACCAGAGCCAGAGGAGCUGGGGCCCACUGAGGGCUGGGUGGCCCCCACAGAAGGGAGCGGUGACAUGAACCAGAACUGGAUCUUUAGCCGUGUGACAGAGAUAAACAGGGAAGAGCCCAGGAUGCUCCAGGCUGCCUCGGAGCUGGGUUUGGCCAUGCAGCAGCAGGAGGGGGCCACUAAUGCUUUCUAUACCUUCUCAUCCAUGGCAUGGGUCCGGAUGGAAGAGAAUUUCAUUCAGAAGGCGGAGAGGUCAGGGCUCCAGCUGAAGGGUAAAGUGUAUGAUUACUAUGUAGAGUCUACUUCCCGGGCCACAUCCAGGCUGGCCUCCAGGACAGCAAUGCUGGCUGAACCUCCCUCCCCUGGGCCAGUGCUAGAGCCCCUGGGAACCGGAACAUCCUCAGGAGACAAAGCUGGUGACACAGAAAAUGGGGACAAAGCAACGGCUUCCCCGCAACCGGAAAUGUCACCCUCUGCCCACGCCGUCAGCAGGAAGAAGAGUCUCCUGCAGAUCGCGGAGAAUCCAGAGCUCCAGCUCCAGCCCGAAGGCUUCCGGGAACCUGCUGCAGCCCAACCAGCCCAGAAUAUCCUGCCUGGUCCAUCCGAGUGCAGCGGGGAACCCCACAUAGAGCUGGUGGCUAGGACCAAUUUCUUCCACAUUCCCCUCAGUCCCGCCUCCAGCCUGGACAUCUGCCUGGAUCUGGGCAACUGCUACGAGGUGCUGACCUGGGCCAAGAAGCAGGACCUGCAGGCCCUCAAGGAAGCGGUCUACAAGCUGAUGAGUGACAACUACCUCCAGGUGCUCCGCAGCCCGGACAUCUACGGGUGCCUGAGUGGUGCAGAGCGGGAGCUGAUCCUCCGGCAACGGCUCCUUGGCCGCAAGUGCCUGGUGGUAGCCGACAUGUGCCCCCAGGAAGACUGUGGCCGCCUCUGUUGCUAUGACGACGAGCAGGAUGCCUGGUACCCAUUGGCCCAACUGCCCCCGGAGGCUGUGACCCGGGGAUGUGCUGUCUGCAGCCUGUUCAAUUAUCUCUUCGUGGUGUCUGGCUGCCAGGGGCCAGGGCACCAGCCCUCCAACCGUGUCUUCUGCUACAACCCAUUGACGGGGAUCUGGAGCGAGGUGAGUUCGCUAAACCAGGCCCGGCCGCACUGCCAGCUGGUGGCCCUGGAUGGCUACUUGUACGCCAUUGGGGGCGAGUGCCUGAACACAGUGGAGCGCUACGACCCUCGCCUGGACCACUGGACCUUUGCCCCGCCACUCCCCAGUGACACGUUUGCCCUGGCACACACAGCCACGGUGUGCGCCGAUGAGAUCUUUGUCACAGGGGGCAGCCUGCGCUAUCUGCUGCUCCGUUUCUCAGUCCAGGGCCAACGCUGGCGGGCCAGCCCCACAGGUGGCAGCAAGGACCGCACGGCCGAGAUGGUGGCCGUCAACGGCUUCCUGUACCGCUUUGACCUGAACCGCAGCCUGGGCAUCAGUGUGUACCGCUGCAGCGCGGGCACGCUGCUCUGGUAUGAGUGCGCGACGUGGCGGACGCCUUAUCCGGAUGCCUUCCUGUGCGCGGUGGUGGACACCCGCAUCUACUGUGUGGGGCGCCGCCGCACCCUCUGCUUCCUGGCCGACCACAUCUCACCCAGGUUUGUGCCCAAGGAGCUGCAGCACUUCCCAUCCCCACGGGGCACCCUCCUGCCCACUGUCCUGACCCUGCCUGGCCCCCAUGUGCCUCAGACCAGGGUCUAGCAGCCCCUCGGCAGGACUCGCUGUGAUAAACCUUAGCACAGUGGCUUAGCCAACCACAGCUCUAGGUGUCCUCAGAGGCCCCUGAAGCUGUUCCCUCUGAACAUGGGCCAGUGCCCCUUUCUAAACACAGAUUACUGGGCCCCACCUUUAAUGUACUCAGAAGCACCUGGGGCACCUGGGGGGAAAUCAAGGGAGGUGGUUUGGGCAGGACCAGGAGGAGCUGCAGAAAAGAGAGGGUUGAAGCUGUGGAUUGGCUGAGUUGGAGGAGCCCACGGUCACUUUUGUCUGCUGAGUAAAUUGAUCCACGCCCAGUUUUUCUUGUUCCCUGGAAUUGUUUCCUGGAAGGAGGAGAAACUAGUCACCUUCUCAUAGGGGUCCACACAGAACAUGGUUGAGUCUAUAAACGAUGAAGUCUCAGGAAAGGGAGGAGCCGAAACCAUGCAAGGCCACCUUCUUCCUGGGCCACGGCUCAUGUCCACUGCUCCCAGACCCCAACAUUCUUGCCCUGGACCUCAAAAUCCUUUCAGUUGACCCAGCCUCUGUCUGGAAGUGAGGACACCACCACCAGUGGCGGAGAGAGAGCAUGGGGGAGAGCAUGGCAGGACUGGCCCUCCCUGUGCCUUGUGGUCACCUGAUUAGGUUCAUCUGUCACGAGAGGACCAGGGAGGGGCCGGCCCAUCAGGGAGCUGUAGAGCUGGAAGGUUCCACCGGAGCAUCCAGAGGUUCCUUUCACAUCAUGUUUGGUAAAUUGUGAAAUGGGGGAGAUCCAGCCUCAGGAAGUAUGCAUUCUUCCCAGUAGGGAGUGAGAGGACACUGUCCAUUCUAUCCCCAUAGCCCUCAGUCCCUGCAAAGAGACAAAGGUCUUGGCCCCAUCCUAGAGCAGGGGACGUGGGAAGCACAUGGGACAGGGCCUGACAGAGGAGGAGAGAGCAAUGCUUUGGACCUCAAUGUCUUUGCAGAGUUCUUCCCAAAUCCCUAUGUGGUUCCAGCAGGAGCUCAUGCCCACUGCCAGUGUUGGGCUGGGGCUGGAAUCUUUGGAGAAGAUGCAGAAUUAGAGUACAGAAUGAGAAAGAGGUUGGCAUGGAGAUGAGAAGAGAGCUUUUAUUGGGCCACACAAGGCCACCAACUCUCGUCAGGGUUAGGGGAAGAGGAGACAGCUCAAUUUACUCCUAGGUUAGAGACGAAAAGAAAAGCCAGCUGGGACCGUGGCUGGCCCCGUGGGGGAGGAAUACUCAGGCAUGCACCUCCGAGGGAUGGAACAGGAAAGAGGACUUCAGAGAUGAGACUCAAAGGAGACAUUGGCAUUGUGAUGCCAAGGGGAGGAGGGUGUGCUUGGGAGGCCAAACCCAUCAGGAAACCAGAGCAACUAGACUGAGGGCCCGGGCCAAAGGAAGUCCUCUGGUGAGGAGUAGGUGGAGGAGAAGCUGGGUAAAGUUCAAGAAACAUUCCAGACCCAGGAAAGACUAGGGACACUCUGGGGAAACAUUUGGAAGCCCACUGCAUAGCUUUGGUGGGGACCAAGGACAUGAUUGUCAGAGGAAGGUAGCAAAAUUCCUUCCAGCCCCUAGUUAAUGGUGGAUGUGGUUAUCAUGAUGGAGAGAGAGCUGAGACUCAGCUGGGUUGAGAUGAGAGGUGCACGGCACAGCCAGUCUACCCCUGACAGUCCCACAGCAGACAUCACUAAUCAAUGCCCUAGCUUUUCUGGAGGAGUCCUUAUAAUGGGCUCAAACUAUUCCCACCCAGUGACCCAGGGUUAUAGGCCUUAACAACAGAUCAUCAUUACUGAUUUACUCAUCAUCACUGACCUGGGUCUCCAGAGCCAGGUUCAGAGCAUCACAGUGAAGCAAGGUAGCCUUGGGAACCUAGGAAGACCCUCAGGGGCCACUAUGUCAGGAUCCAUCCAUUCACUGGUGAAAUAAGCAUUUAUAGACCAUUUGGGCCAGCACCGUUCUAGGCACUGGUGACACAGUAGAUCUCUGCCUAGUGGAGAGAAACAAGCAGUUUUAUAAAACAGGCCCAGAGGCAAAUACUUAGAACCCGUGUCAUGUAGAUGCUAAAAGGAAAGGCUGGGAGAAGGAAUUAUCUUUCAAACAGUGUGAUCAGCCUCCUUGAUGGGAUGGAAUCUGAGCAGGGACCCCGGCGGACAUCUGGAGAUGCACAGGCUAAAAGUGGAAAGCCCCCUCCUGCCUUACCAUGCCAGCAAGGGAGGACAGGGCUGCUGCCCCCGUGGGCCACCUGAGGUAAAGGAAAAGCCCAGCUAUUCUGCUCGGGCCUUGGUGUAAGGGAAAGAAUCCAAUCACACCAGCACUUGGGAAGCAGACAUCGUGUUUGGAACAAGCCACAUCCCCCAGGAGAGAGGCGGCAUCUGAACACUUAAGGACGGGAGCCAGCGUAACACCAGGGUGUCACGGUCGCCCCAUCCAGCAUGCAGCUGAAUGACAGGGUAAUGAUGUCUUUUCACGGGGUCAGAGUCUAGGAUUUCCAGUAGACUUUGUUUAAUAGCCCGGGCGUCUCCUGACCUCCGUCUUGCUUUUCCAAAAAGAGUUCUAUCUUCUUCAGGAAAAAAUAAUAAUAAUUAAGUCUUAUACUUUAAGCUAGCCUUGCUUUGCCUGUUAUAGAAAAAAAAAAAUGGAAAAUAGAGAAAUGUAUUUAAAAAAAACCACAAUUUUGCCACCCAAAGGCAUCCCCUCCCUAAUGCAUACCCCCAUCCCGCUUUCCGAGCCGUUUUUGUUCAGCUCGAUUUUUGCCUCGGUGUGAUUGUGCUGAGCAUACAAUUUGACUGCUUCCUUUCUUCACGGAGCAUUUUAGAAUAAGCAUUUUCCUGUGUUAUUACAAAUCCUCAGUAAACAUCAUUUCAAUAGUUGUACAAUAUUCCGCCGAGCGAAUGUUUCACGGUUUAUUUAAACACUUCCCCGCUCCUGUUGAGCCUGUGGAUUUUUUUUCCCAAUUAGUUUCUUUUCUUUCUUUCUUUUUUUUUAUAGAAUAAAUAAAACGUGCUUUGUUUUCUUGUC